Eleginops maclovinus (Patagonian blennie) is the source of this 7439-nucleotide messenger RNA. It is a transcript of the gene saxo6, whose product is annotated as Mdm1 nuclear protein. The record is from RefSeq and is a predicted model, not a curated record. Lineage: Eukaryota; Metazoa; Chordata; Actinopteri; Perciformes; Eleginopidae. Gene Ontology annotation, molecular function: microtubule binding. Gene Ontology annotation, biological process: negative regulation of centriole replication.
ACGAAGACCCUGUAACUGAAGCUGAUAGAGCUAGUUAGCAGUUGCUGGUUAACUAGUUAAACACGUUAAGAUAUACAAUAUCAACCAGCUAGUUAACUAAGUGAAAGUGCACGCAAUGACUAAGGACUGAGUCCUCGCGGGGUUUUGUGGCCGGUGAGCGCGAGAUGACCGUCCGCUUCAAGUGUAGAAGUGAAUACCAGAAGAAGAACUACAGGAAGUCCCGCUCCAGGAGUGUCUCUCCUCAGCGCUGCAUCCCGUUGGCCGGCCUGCGCUCAGACCAGAUGGGUAUCUGCAGAGAGCCAUGUUUCCAGCGGAGGAGGAGGUUUGCUCAGUCCUGCAGCUCUCUGCUCUGCCCUCCAGAUCCUCGAGCUGACCAUAAAACAGCCCCCCCUGCUGCAUCCAGGAGUCGCUCUGCCCCCAGGAAGGAGCCAAAUAUUCCAACACCUGGAGCUGACCCUGGACCUCCAGCAGCACCCCCACUUGCUGCAGACCCCCGCCCAUCAGGAGAACCAGCAGGAGAACCUGCAAAGCAUCGCCUCCUUAAGGCUGACAGCCAAUCACAGCCAAGCCAACCUGACGGACAGCAGCCAGCAGCUAAUGAGGUUAAUCAUGCUCUGCGGUGGAGGGCGGGGCUCCGGUCAGGAGGUCAGAGGUCAGAGUACCACAGGCAGUUCAGCUGGAAGAAAUCUGCAGCUGCUGCUUCGCCCAUACUGACCGCAGAGCAGGUGCUCCACAGCAGCAGGUCUGUGCCGCCCUUUAAGAAACACUCCGUUCCCCUGGAAACUGAAUAUCGCCGCAGCUUCCUCGGUCUGGCUCCGCCCCCCGAGCCCCGUCUCCAGAAACACCUGCAGCAUCACACACACAAGACCAACAAGAAGAGUAGGGAGGAGCCAGAGAGGAAGCCCCGCCCCAAACAGGACAUAUCCUCCCCUCACAAACAGGAUGCCCCGCCUCCUCCUCCUCCUCAGGUGCACAGAGGACACAGGAUCCCGGAGAGAAACGGACCCUUGGACAGUGACCCCCGACAGGUGGAGGCGUUGCGGCGGCAGGCGCUGGCGUACCGGCGGCGAGCGUGGGGAUCCAACUUCUGCAGAGACCACCUGAGCCAGCUGCUGUCGGAUCACAACGCUCUGUGGGAGGCAGCGGACACCACCUCUGACCCCUCCACCCCUCACCAUCUGACCUCUGACCCCCCUCACAGCCACUGCUCUACACCUGUGGAGGCUCUGGACCUCAACAGUAACUCCAGUCAGAGGUCGUCAGGGACAACUCCUCGGAGUCCUGACAGACGUUCGGCCUGGGGAGAGGAAGAGGAAGAGGAAACAGACGAGGAGGAGGGAAGGUUACCGACUCCGAGGCUGAAGAUACGACCGACUCAGAGAACUCACCAUGAUCUCACCACACCUGCCACCGGAGGCGCUAUACUGGUGGGAAAACCGAGGAGUGGUGACAAACAGAUGUGUGGCUCCUCUGUUUCCAUGGCAGCAGGGGCGGAGACCGCAGUUGCCGUGCCGAUCACCCCAAAGGAGGCGUGGUCUGAACAUAACUCCGUCCAUUCCAAAUCAUCUGCCCAUUCCCCCGACAACAGGCCACCUGUCAGUCCUGCCUCUAAACCAAUCAGGACAAAGCAGAAUUCGCCACCUCCUGCAGCCCCGCCCCCUCUGGUCCCGCCCCCUCAGCACUACAUCCAGGGCACUCUGAGGACCGCCGACUUCCAGCACAACGGUGAGGCAUAACUGGGUCUGAGGUUCAGAGAGCAGCAGUGUUCAGGAGGCUGCUGCCAUGAAGACGACCGUCUGUCCGUGAUGUCGUGGCGUUCGGCGGCGUCCUGCUCGGCGGCGUCGGCCGUCCUUCAGCGAGCUCAGAGACGAGAGAGCUUCUGGGGCAAGAGAUGACCUCUGACCCCCCCCCACAGCUGAGUCUGAUAACAUUAUUAUGGGAUUGAUUUAAAUAUCAUGUAUUUUUUUAGGGGCUGAUAAUCACGCUGUGUUUGGUGAGUCAUAGAUGUUUUUUGUCAUCUUAAGAAUUUAAGUAUUAUGUUUAUGUAGGAAUUAUGUUGCUUAUUCCUUAAAAAAGUCACAAAAGUGACAAAAACUCAAAGUAUUGUUGCUUUAAAAUCAUUACAGAUGGAUUAGAAUCCAUGCAAAUCUUAAAUAUUUGAGAUCAAGUUACUAAAGUACAAGUAAAAGAAGUAUUCUAGUACUUUAUUUUAGUAAAAGUAUUGAAACAAUAAUGUCAAAAUACUCCAUUAGAGGUAAAAGUCCUGCAUUCUCUCAAGAGGGGACUCUUUGAAGUAGAGACGCUACAUACUGAUAUACACCUGAACAUCAGCAGGAGAGGACUCUUUAAAGUAGAGACACUACAUACUGAUAUACACCUGAACAUCAGCAGGAGAGGACUCUUUGAAGUAGAGACACUACAUACUGAUAUACACCUGAACAUCAGCAGGAGAGGACUCUUUAAAGUAGAGACACUACAUACUGAUAUACACCUGAACAUCAGCAGGAGAGGACUCUUUAAAGUAGAGACUCUACAUACUGAUAUACACCUGAACAUCAGCAGGAGAGGACUCUUUAAAGUAGAGACUCUACAUACUGAUAUACACCUGAACAUCAGCAGGAGAGGACUCUUUAAAGUAGAGACACUACAUACUGAUAUACACCUGAACAUCAGCAGGAGAGGACUCUUUAAAGUAGAGACUCUACAUACUGAUAUACACCUGAACAUCAGCAGGAGAGGACUCUUUAAAGUAGAGACACUACAUACUGAUAUACACCUGAACAUCAGCAGGAGAGGACUCUUUAAAGUAGAGACUCUACAUACUGAUAUACACCUGAACAUCAGCAGGAGAGGACUCUUUAAAGUAGAGACUCUACAUACUGAUAUACACCUGAACCUCAGCAGGAGAGGACUCUUUAAAGUAGAGACUCUACAUACUGAUAUACACCUGAACAUCAGCAGGAGAGGACUCUUUAAAGUAGAGACACUACAUACUGAUAUACACCUGAACAUCAGCAGGAGAGGACUCUUUAAAGUAGAGACACUACAUACUGAUACACACCUGAACAUCAGCAGGAGAGGACUCUUUAAAGUAGAGACACUACAUACUGAUAUACACCUGAACAUCAGCAGGAGAGGACUCUUUAAAGUAGAGACGCUACAUACUGAUAUGAACCUGAACAUCAGCAGGAGAGGACUCUUUAAAGUAGAGACUCUACAUACUGAUAUACACCUGAACAUCAGCAGGAGAGGACUCUUUAAAGUAGAGACUCUACAUACUGAUAUACACCUGAACAUCAGCAGGAGAGGACUCUUUAAAGUAGAGACUCUACAUACUGAUAUACACCUGAACAUCAGCAGGAGAGGACUCUUUAAGAUAAGGGGGUUUGUUUGUUUGUUGGAAGAGGAAGUGUAAACUCUCCCGCUGAAGGAAUGGCGUUUGACAGGUCUUCAGAAACUCUCCGUAUCUCCUCGUGUGUCUUUCCGCAGCUCGGUGACUCUCUUCUUCUGCUGCAGGUUUUCCAACAUCCCGCUGCACCCCCAGCAGAUACCUGUUUCUAGUUAUCUAAGACACAUUUACAAAAACCCUCCUGUGGGUUAAAGCUUAAAACAUUUCCCGCUUAGAAUUCUGCAUCCAGGGUAUUUUUAUCAGACUUUAAAUGUGUCAUAUGUGUGGGUUUAUUUGAUACAGAAUACAUUAGGAUGCUUUUAUUUGUUUAAAUAAUUUGGUAUUUAGUGAUUUUUUUCCCAUUUGUAUGUUUUAUGUGUUUAUUUUUUCAAAAUAAAAUCAACUCUGUAAAAUGUAGAUAAGCAGUACAUUCAGAUUAGUUCUUGACUAUAACUUUUAUAUUUCUAGAUAUGUUUCCUACCAGAAAUGUCUUUAAAAUAGUUAUUAUGAAAAUAAAAUAAGAAUAUCUGGAUUUUUUUUGUAAAUCAUUUAUUGAUACGGUAAAUGUUGUGCACUGAUCAGCUCUGCAUCAGGUCUCCUCGACCCCUCAGCGCCUCACCUACUGCGAGUCCUUCACCCUUUCACACCUCAUGCAUGCAGAGCAGCACCACUUGCUCUAGGGAAGCUAACACUCACACACACGCACACACGCGCACCCACAGACCGUUGGCCAUCGGGAACAGCUCAGGGUUCAGUAUCUCGCCCAAGGACACAUCCACAUGUUGACUGCAGGGGCUGGGAUCGAACCAGCAACCAGCUGGUGGAAAUAGGACCGCACUCCCUCAGCCUGUGGCUGUCCACUAAAGGGACAAAUAUGAACCUUUUUUAUAUAUUUAUAUAUUUUUCAGAGUUUUUGCUUUAGUAAAGGCUUUGAACUUUCAUUCAAACUUUAUAUUUUCAACCCUGACAACAUAACCGUUCCAUUAUUGCCCUUCAAAAUAAAAGCCCUCAAAGUAUAGUUUUUCAUAUCUGUUGUUCAUUUGCCCAGCUGUAUUUACAUAAUUACAGUAUAUAUAAACGUACUGCACUUCCUGUGCAGUGUCGUCCUGUCGCCUCUGUCUGAAUACUUAAAGGUAAACACUGAACGCAGCCAUCGCUUCCUCCUCUUACCCGGCAACGACCCGCGCUACUUCAAUAUUAUUUAACGCUGUUCAAACAUCCAGGUCUGAACUUUACUAAGCAGCUGACCGGGGUUUCCCCCCUGCAUGUAGAGAACAAACAACUUAAUUAACCCAACGGGGGAAUUACUUGAUCUCCUCUGCUGUGUUUGUACAGAAGAUAAACACGCACAACACAAACACAAACACAUGCAGCGAGGAGAGGUGGCGGAGCAGGGAGACUACCAGUCCACACACUGGUCCGAUCGGGGCUUGAACCGGCGGCCCUUUGGUUCAUAGGGCAACAAACCCAGCCACUGCCGGCCCAAUCAAAGCAAACGUCUCUGAAAUCCAUUGUGACCUCUGUUAGUGGCAUUUAUUCACCUGCAGUGUAUGCAUCACAAUAACAUUCGUAAUGUUUCCUAAAACCCUCUCUGGAUUAACCUCCAAACUUCCAGCAACUCUCUUCAGGCCCGUUGUGUCGGCGGUGCUUCCUCUCAUUGUUGACCCGGUCUCGAACGUCCCACGCGUUGCAACAUCACUUCCUUCUUGUUGUGACGCACAGGUGAUGAGACACCUGAUUUCAUUCAUGAGUUUAAGAAACAGACAAAAAUGAAUAUGCAAAAUCAGCAGCAGCUGUGGGAGGAUGAAGGGGAAAGUAGUUCCUACGAGCAAAUCAGAACGAGACUUAAUCCAGAAUGAGUUUCAUCCUAUAGGCGUUCAUCUGUAUCACUACUACUGAAGAGGAUGUGACAUUGUUUUCAAAAUUUGACCUAAAAGGGAUUUUAUUUGACUCACUUUUUCUAUUUGCUUCUGUACAUUUCUAUUAAAUUGACCAUAAGUUAGCAUUACAUAACAUCUCAUUUGCAUAUUAAACAGAUCAUUUCAGAACUCUUGAAACACGAACACAAGUUGUCUUAGUGUCUGUCAUGAAGAGGGGGGGUUUCAUGUUGAUAUCUUUGGUUUAAAUCUCUAACCCAAUUCAGCUGAAGUGCUUCCCCCUUACUUUGAGCUUAUUGAUGCCUUUCAUCCGGCUUCUGAUCCACACACCCUCGUCCAGCACAAUGCAACGAUGGAGUUAGAAAAGCACCCGGACACCUGAUCCUUCACCGAUUCACCAGGGAGGAUAAUACGCCAGGAAAAUCCUGACAGGAAAAGACUGGCCAAGCGAAAUGACGGGAAAACUCCAAAGACUGCAGCCAACUUCAGAUCUGAGAGGCGUCUCUUAUUGUUGAUUUCAAAUCUUCCCUCGGGGGCUUUUACCUGCAGACACGACGCCGGUUUUCACAGUUUUUCCGAUGAUAAAGGGCUUUAGAUCCUGCUGCGGUUUGUCCGGUAUUCCCUUAUUUUUGUCUGAAAUUAUUUGCCAGAAAAGGGCCACGAUAAUGACUCCUAAACCCGGAGAUAAUAAGUUUUGGACCCCUGGUGGUCUUACAUAUGAUUAGUUUUUGCUUUAUAAAAUAAUGUAUAUUGCUAAUCAGUAAAUACCUCUGACUAAUGACGUUAGCUGACGUGAUGAAGGGCUUUCAAUCCUGAUGAAUCCCUUUUAUUUUCCCAAAAAGUGACCCCCAAAUACCGAUAGUUAUUCAGCAUUUCAGUUUUGUUUUCUAAACUUCGAAGGGUUUUUGAAUAGUUGUUUUGGUUUAUGAGAUAAGGUCUGUGGUUACUACAAGUAACAACCUGAAACACAUGAUCUACCUCUAAGUGACGAGCUGAGCUGGUGUUAGUGAUGAAUGCUGGAUCUUAACUUUUGCAGAUACGUCCUGAAAAAUCCUUACUGAGAAAUGAAAUGUUGGGUAUUUAAUAUGAAAAUACAGAGCUUAUUUUCACCUUUAGGGCUUUAACUCCUGCUCGUAGACAAUCAGUCCUAAAACCCGGAAAUAAUUUAGCUUCUUUUUUUGCAUUUCCGUUUCUCUUGUCUAAAAUUCAAUGGGUUUUUUAAUUGGUUUUUGGUUUCUGAAAUAAGGUCUGUGGUUUAUACAAGGUAUAACAUAAAGUGCAUCUGUAAAUAAUCCUGACUCUGAGUGAACCUCUGAUAAAUAUCAGCUGAAUUGGUUGUGAAAGCUAAUAUGGAAACAUUGCAUUUUUGGAUAUUGAAUUAAAUUAAAGGACUUUUUCUGUUAGAAAAAAAGACAGUAAGGUAUAUUAUCUGUAUUUAUAUCAAAUGCUGUGCUGCUGUUUGAGUAAUGCCUUUAGAUAUUCUAUGAUUGUAUUCUGGUAUUAAUGUUUCUCAGUCACUCGUGUUUCUAAAUACAUUUGGUUGACGAGUCUCGCCGCUAAAACACGAAUAACUGAUUUACUUCAUGUUGGUUUAGUUCCAGCAACAGCAAACAUAACGUCCACUUCACCUCGUUAUCGUUGCCAUUUUUAAUGCGUAUGAUUAAAAAGUAAUUACGCUGUUGAGUAAUAAGUGUUGCAUCAUCUGAUUUAACCUACGAUCAUCGGAUCUGAGCCGAGCCGGUUUAACAAGGUUGUUGUUUUUUCUGAGGGAAGUUCACCUUAGCCACACUUAAUUUCCUCUUUGUGUUAGUGACAUACAAAUUGCACUAGCUCAGCAGUGACCUCCCUGUGUGUGUGUGUGUGUGUGUGUGUGUGUGUGUGUGUGUGUGUGUGUGUGUGUGUGUGUGUGUGUGUAUAUGUGUGUGUGUGUGUGUGUGUGUGUGUGUGUGUGUGUGUGUGUGUGUGUGUGUGUGUGUGUGUGUGUGUGUGUAUGUAUAUAUGUGUGUGUGUGUGUGUGUGUGUGUGUAUGUGUGUGUGUGUGUGUGUGUGUGUGUGUAUGUGUGUGUGUUUCUUGGGGUUUUUUGGAUGGUUACCUGUCCUAUAUUUCUGAAAGGUGGGCGGAGGACUGAUCUGUAUAAAGAGACAGAGCACAGAGUCGUCUUCACACUUCAUCU